This is a messenger RNA of Dictyostelium discoideum AX4, 3219 nucleotides long. It is a transcript of the gene valS1, whose product is annotated as valyl tRNA synthetase. The record is from RefSeq and is a predicted model, not a curated record. The coding region runs from base 1 to 3219 and encodes 1072 amino acids. The transcript is spliced from 2 exons. Gene Ontology annotation, cellular component: cytoplasm. Gene Ontology annotation, biological process: aminoacyl-tRNA metabolism involved in translational fidelity; tRNA aminoacylation for protein translation; valyl-tRNA aminoacylation. Gene Ontology annotation, molecular function: aminoacyl-tRNA ligase activity; aminoacyl-tRNA deacylase activity; valine-tRNA ligase activity. NCBI's taxonomy places the organism in Eukaryota, Evosea, Eumycetozoa, Dictyosteliales, Dictyosteliaceae.
AUGUCAGAACCAAAACCAACUCAACCAAUCAAAGAGAUUGAUGAGGAAACUAAAAGAAAGAAUGAAGAGAAAAAGAAAGCCAAAGAGGCAGAGAAAGCAGAGAAAUUAGCAAAAAUGAAAGAAAAGGAAGCUAAACAAGCAGCAGCAAAAGAAAAAGAAUUACAAAAUAAACUUAAAAAAGAACAAGAGAAAAAAGAAAAAGAAGCUGAAGAAAAAGAAAAACAAGAAGCUGAAGAAAAAAUUGUUAGAGAACAUAUUGAAAAAAUUUUAAAAACCCCAAAGGGUGAAAAGAAAGAUGUUUCAAGUUUAUUAUCAUCAUAUCAUCCAACAGCAGUUGAAUCAAUUUGGUAUGAUUAUUGGUUAGAUAAUGGAUAUUUUUCACCAGAGAAACAAAUGGAGAUUCAACCACAUGUAGUUAAAGAUAAAAAGUUUGUAAUUGUUAUUCCACCACCAAAUGUUACAGGUAGUUUACAUUUAGGACAUGCAUUAACCAAUUCAAUUCAAGAUGCAGUUGUUCGUUAUCAUCGUAUGAAGGGUGAAGUUUGUUUAUGGGUACCAGGUACAGAUCAUGCAGGUAUUGCAACACAAGUAGUUGUAGAGAAAAAGAUUUGGAAAGAGAAUAAGAUCACUCGUCAUGAUUUAGGUCGUGAAGGAUUUAUAAAGAAAGUUUGGGAAUGGAAAGGUGAAUAUGGUGCACGUAUUCAAGGUCAAUUGAAAAAGAUGGGUUCAUCAGUUGACUGGAGUCGUGAGGUAUUCACAAUGGAUGAUCAACGUUCAAAAGCAGUAAAUACAGCAUUCAUUCGUAUGUUUAAUGAUGGUUUAAUCGUUAGAACCACACGUUUAGUCAAUUGGUCAUGUGCAUUGAAGACUGCCAUCUCUGAUAUUGAGGUAGAUUUCAUCGAUUUAGAGAAACACACUAAAAUGUCAGUACCAGGUCAUCAAGGUCAAUAUGAUUUUGGUGUACUCUUUGAAUUUGCCUACCAAGUCGAAGGUAGUGGUGAGGAAUUGGUAGUUGCAACCACUCGUAUCGAAACUAUGUUGGCAGAUACAGCAAUUGCCAUUCAUCCAGAUGAUACACGUUACACUCAUCUUCAUGGUAAAUUUGCAAUUCAUCCAUUGAAUGGCCGUAAGAUUCCAAUCAUUACCGAUUCAGUUUUGGUAGAUAAAGAUUUUGGUACUGGUGUUGUCAAGAUUACUCCAUCACAUGAUCCAAACGAUUAUGAAACUGCACUUCGUCAUGGUUUAGAGUUUAUCAAUCUUUUCACUGAUGAAGGUUUAAUCAAUGAGAAUGGUGGUGAACGUUUUGCUGGUAUGAAACGUUUCGAUGCUCGUAAUGCUGUUGUUGAAGCAUUGAAAGAGAAGAAUCUUUUCAAGGGUAUGAAGGAUAACAAGAUGAGAUUAGGUCUUUGUUCACGUUCAAAGGAUGUCAUUGAACCAAUGAUUAAACCACAAUGGUAUGUUAAAUGUGACGAUAUGGCAGCACGUGCCGUUAAGGCUGUUCGUGAUGGUGAUUUGAAAAUCACUCCAAAGACUCAUGAAGUAACUUGGUAUCGUUGGUUAGAAGGUAUUAAAGAUUGGUGUGUCUCUAGACAAUUAUGGUGGGGUCAUCGUAUUCCAGCCUACCAUUGUAUUAUCAAAGGUGUUAAAUCAAAUCCAUACGAUACCAAUCAAUGGGUCGUUGGUGCCAAUCAAGAGGAGGCCACUCAAAAUGCAAUCGAGAAAUUUAAACUUUCAAGCAAAGAUGAUAUCUUAUCAUUGGAACAAGAUCCAGACGUUUUAGAUACUUGGUUCUCAAGUGGUUUAUUCCCAUUCAGUGUUAUGGGUUGGCCAGAACAAACUCAAGAUAUGCAAGAUUAUUAUCCAACAAGUCUCUUGGAAACUGGUUCCGAUAUUUUAUUCUUUUGGGUUGCUCGUAUGGUUAUGAUGGGUCAACAAUUAACUGGUAAAUUACCAUUUGAACAAGUUUUCCUUCAUGCAAUGGUUAGAGAUUCACAUGGUAGAAAAAUGUCAAAAUCAUUGGGUAACGUUAUCGAUCCAAAUGAUGUAAUUAAAGGUAUCUCUUUGGAUGAAUUAAUCGCUAAACUCUAUGAAGGUAAUUUAGAUUCUAAAGAAAUUGAAAAAGCAACCUCUGGUGUUAAAUCCGAUUUCCCAACUGGUAUUGCAGAGUGUGGUACUGAUGCAAUGAGAUUUGCCCUUUGUGCUUACACUUCACAAGGUCGUGAUAUCAAUUUAGAUAUUCAACGUGUCGUUGGUUAUCGUAAUUUCUGUAAUAAGAUUUGGAAUGCCACUAGAUUCGCUCAUAUGAAAUUGGGUGAUUCUUUCAAACCGGAAUCAUUUGAUGCCUCAAAACUUUUACAACAAUCAAAUGCUAUCAAUCUUUGGAUUCUUAACGCUGCUCAACGUGCUAUCACCCUCUCUGAAGAAGGUUUCAAAGAGUACGAUUUUAGUAAGGUUACCACUGCUAUCUAUAGUUUCUGGUUGAAUGAAAUGUGUGAUGUUUAUCUCGAAAUGACCAAAUCCAUUUUCUCACUCGAAGAAGAUUCACCAAUUAAACAAAAAACCAAAGAAACCCUUUACACUUGUAUCGAUAUUGGUCUUCGUUUAUUACAUCCAUUCAUGCCAUACCUCACCGAGGAGUUGUAUCAAUCAUUACCACGUCGUCCAGAAGAUGUCAUUCCAACCAUUAUGUUAUGUCCAUACCCACAAUCUCAAUCAUGUUGGGCCAAUUCUGACAUUGAGGAAGAAAUGAAACAAUGUCAAGAUAUCAUCAAAUCAAUUCGUUCACUUCGUGCUACCUAUACCAUUCCAGCCUCUAAAAAACUUCACACUUAUCUUCACGUUAAAAAUCAAGAGAAUCUCGAACGUUUCACUAAAAACUCUUCAUUCAUUCGUGUUUUAGCUUAUGCCUCUGAACUCGAAGUUUCCAUUAGUGAUGAAUCUCGUCCUGGUUGUAUCGUUAAUGUUGUCAAUGAAAAUGUUUCAACCCUUUUAGAUGUUAGAGGAUCUGUUGAUUUCAAUCUUGAAAUUGCUCGUCUCGAAACAAAGAAACAACAAUUGGUCAAAAACUAUGAAACUUUAGUUUCAAAAACUACCAUACCUUCUUAUGAUAAAGUUCCACAAAAUAUCAGAGAUGAUAAUACUCAAAAAAUUAAAGCUUUAGAUGAAGAAAUUAAUAUUACAAACAAAACCAUUGAAAGUUUUACAAAAUUAAAUAUUUAA